AUGGCCACAGGUGGCUUCUUCAAGGGGGACACCCACAUGGAAGUUGUUACGAUUAUCGCAAACUCCGGGCAUGAUGUCGAUGCCGUCCGAGAGGCAGUGACAAUGUACAUUGUGGCCAAAAAGAAAAAGGGUUGUUCUGAACAACGUAUACACGAGAAAUUAGGAAAAUUGGAGAUCAAGUUCAAGAACAUAGAGGCGUUACAUCCCGCCUGGAGAGACGCUCGAGCCUUAUUCCAGCUUUGCAAAUCUGAUCACAUCCCCAUCCCCAUGUCCAUUGUUCACGAGCGAGAAAAUGCUCAGCGUCGCCAAUUGGAGUGGGAGUCGUCCUCGAUGGCACCGUUGAGCCCGGCUGCUUCUUCCGCAUCACCUUGCUCGUCGUCUUCCGCAUCAAAUCGCCUUUCAUCUGUGGCGUCUCUUUCAUCAGGGCCGUCGCUUUCAACAUCAGUACCAUCGACUUCCAACUCACCAUUACGUCUUAGCUGGGAUAGCCCAAGAAAAGAAGAUUUAUCACGAGACGAGGAAGAUCCAACCAUAGGCCAUCACGUCCCAUCUCGUGUCCAUCCAUCCCGCCACGAUACAGCAUUGACCUUGCUCUCCGAGUAUAGUGAUGAGUCGGAGCCCGACGAACAAGUGCUCACUCCGUCGUCAGGCAAUCCGCACAAAUAA
This is a messenger RNA of Suillus clintonianus, 666 nucleotides long. RefSeq lists its product as uncharacterized. The coding region runs from base 1 to 666 and encodes 221 amino acids. NCBI's taxonomy places the organism in Eukaryota, Fungi, Basidiomycota, Agaricomycetes, Boletales, Suillaceae. The record is from RefSeq and is a predicted model, not a curated record. The transcript has 3 exons.